GGCGUAGGGCUUGAUUGACGAACCUAGCUUGAUAUGGCGGGGAGGCUGAUACGAUUAAUGCAGUACUAUUCUAUUUGAGUAGUGACCGGAGUCAGGGCCAGUCGUGUCGACCAUGCUGUGACCUUUCAUGGGAUCCUAGUCACGUGGAGGAAAGUGGGAGCCACCAGAACGACAUCAAGAUGUUCGAGUGCUUCCUGGAAAUAGCCUUCGAGGCCGAGGUGCUCACCGAGGAGCACCCAGAGCUUCAGGAGCUAGCGCGGCAGCUGGUGCACGAGGACCCGGCCACCAGGCCCGCCGCCAUCCAGGAGCUCCGGGACAUGAUAUACGAGCGCGGGGAGUGCGCACCGCGGCGCAUGGACGACGCGUUCCUGCUGCGGUUCCUGCGCGCGCGCCGCUUCGUCGUGCCGCGCGCGCACAAACAGCUGGUGCGUUAUUGCCGGUUCCUGGAGCAGUAUCCCGAGCUGUACCGAGAUGUGGACCUGUGGGGACUGGCCCGAGUGGGCUGCGCGUACGAGGGCUGCAUGCUGGACCGGCCGGGCGUCGGCCGCGUCACUAUACUACGGUUCGGAACAUGGAACCCUGAUGACUACCCCGUGGAGGAGCUGGUGAAGGUGGGCAUGGCCAUGAUGGAGAUCGGGCUGCGCUCGCCCAAAAUGCAGGUUCUUGGCGGCACCGUGAUCGUGGACAUGGCCGGCAUCACCAUGAAGCACGUGGCCACGCUCACGCCGACCAUCGCCUACCAGAUCGUGUGCCUCAUGGGGUUGGCGAUCCCCUGCGUAAUGCACUCGUGCCACAUCGUCAAUUACAACUGGCUCCUCAACACCUUCUUCUUCCUCUUCAAACGCUUCAUCCCCAAGAAGGCGUGGAAGAUGAUCCACUUCCACGGCCACGACCUGGAGUCGCUGCACCAGCUGGUGGACCCCGAGUGCCUCCCGCCGCGGUACGGGGGCACCUGCCGGCAUCACGCCACCAUCGGGACCUGGUUUAACAAGAUCAGGAAGUACAGGGACGAAUCCUUCGAUCGGGAUAUGAAAGAGUUCGGCUGGGUGAUAAAGGAGUGAUGGACGGAUGAAUAAUCGUAAGGGUCGGCACCGUUAACGUCGCUAAACUUAAUUGGAAAUGUUAUAGUUGACUGCUGAUCGCCGUUGAACUAUCCGUCUAUUGGUGCAACCUCUAAAGGGAUUGUAUGGAAUAAAUAGUUGCACAACUAUUUUUAAAUGCUUUAAAAUUAGGUACGAAAAUAAGUUCUAAUUACAAUUUGAUAUAACUUAUGAUUGCGUGCACAUUGAUUGCUUAUUAUGUGUAAGAAUUGAGAUUCUGAUAACAGACAAUAAUUCAUUUAUGGUCGGCGUCAUGUAUAAAUUAAAAUGUCUUUUGAUUUUUAUACAAAACAGUUCUUUGUAAUAUUUUACACUAUACUCGGCCCGGGGAGCCUUCAUUGAUCCCUACGACAGUUCAUGUUAGUGAUGGGUCGUGUCGAUGUCACUUAGUCGAUAUCUUCCAAACGGAGUAAGUUUUGCAGGGCGUAAACGUAAAGUCUGAUUGAGAUCAUUUCUUUUUAAUGUUAAGAAUUGUUAUAAUUCCAACGGAAUAUCAUUGUAAUGGCAUAUAUCUACCUAAAAUUAAUAACUGUAAUUUUUAGACGCCUCCAACUCGAUUCUAAUGUAACGGUGACGCCACUACAAUAAGGUUGUGUCGUGGGAAUAGCUGUCAGUGUCAUAGGGAUCAAGGUUCCCCGGGCCGGGUACAGGUGUGUGUGGAGGUACUAAUACGAUCUCAUAUUAAUUAUAGUAAGUAAAUUGUUGGGAAUUGAAGGUACCCUAGUAACCUAUAUUUUCAUCCUACUAGUCCAUAAAAAUAACUAGCAUCAAUGCAAUGUCUGUACAAAAUAGUAGACUGAAUUAAGACAUUUUUUUACCGAAUACAGCACACUUAUGUGACAAUGAUAAUGUUGUUCUACUUGAUGGUCCGAUGUUGGCCUCAUUCAGUAAUUAAAUAAUAUAAGUCCACCGAGUUUGGGCUCGUUAGAAUCGUUUCGAUAAAUAGAAAAGUACAGUCGGUAACAAAAGCUUGUUUAAUUAUUGAAUUAUUUUUGGCAAACACUUGUUGUAAUUUUAGAUGUAUGUGUUUAUACCUAAAAACAUAGUAAUUGAUUUAAAGAAACCGGCAUAAAAAAUUUUACGCAUCGACAUGUACAAAAUAAAAGCGUUCGUUUGA
Messenger RNA from Cydia pomonella (codling moth), 2217 nucleotides. Its product is annotated as clavesin-2-like. Gene Ontology annotation, cellular component: membrane. Gene Ontology annotation, molecular function: phosphatidylinositol bisphosphate binding. Bases 180 to 1061 code for a protein of 293 amino acids. The transcript has 7 exons. Lineage: Eukaryota; Metazoa; Arthropoda; Insecta; Lepidoptera; Tortricidae. The record is from RefSeq and is a predicted model, not a curated record.